Messenger RNA from Cucumis sativus (cucumber), 1036 nucleotides. Its product is annotated as mitochondrial import inner membrane translocase subunit PAM16 like 2. Gene Ontology annotation, biological process: protein import into mitochondrial matrix. Bases 437 to 796 code for a protein of 119 amino acids. Gene Ontology annotation, cellular component: TIM23 mitochondrial import inner membrane translocase complex. The transcript is spliced from 5 exons. Lineage: Eukaryota; Viridiplantae; Streptophyta; Magnoliopsida; Cucurbitales; Cucurbitaceae. The record is from RefSeq and is a predicted model, not a curated record.
AAGUGGCAAACAAAAUGGAAAAAGAAAAUAGAAAAAGGACAACGAAAGAAUCUCUUACCCUUGUUGCCGUCACCCCCUUGCUUAAUCUCCUUCGCCGGCGAUCACAGGCCACCAGCGGCGAGCCUACCAAGAGCGGCAUCGGCGGCCUACAGACUUCUGCGACUCAUUUUUCGCAAACUCACCCACCAAUCUAACGUGCAGCGUGAGCACGACUUCGAACGGCUUUGCCUAGGCCAUUGCAGCGUCGUUUCUCUCCGUUUCAGAAAUAUUGGACGUUGACCCUCAUUUCGAUUGGGCUCGAGUCAGUUUUCCCAUAACCAACAAGUUCGGACGUUUUCGAACACCAGCCAGCAAGAAUCGCAGCCUUUUCGAAACCUAAUAGCUAGAUAGCUGUUUUGAUUGAUUUUGCACUGCUGUCAAGGCCAGCCAACUAAUCAUGGCUGCAAAAAUUCUUGCCCAUUUAAUUGUUUCGGGAUCUGUGGUAAUUGGGAGGGCCGUUGCUCAAGCCUACCAACAAGCCAUUCGAAAUGCUUCAAAUUCCGGUGUUGCUCAAGAAACUAUACGAAACACUGUUCGUAGAGCAAGCAAAGUGAUGACAGAGCAAGAAGCCAGGCAGAUUCUUGGCGUCACAGAAGAAAUGCCUUGGGAGGAAAUUGUGAAGAAAUAUGAUGCUUUGUUUGAAAGGAAUGCUCAAACUGGAAGCUUUUAUCUUCAGUCAAAAGUCCAUAGAGCCAAAGAACGAUUAGAAACUCUCCAUCAUAGCAAAGGUCAGGAUGGCCCUAGCUGUGUGUCCUGAAGAAUCCAUCAUUGUUUUCUGCACAUUUUUACUGAUUUUGUAUAAUUUUUGUUUUAAUUGAUGGCCAACAUGAAUGGUGAAAUCGAUGUCGUACUCUUUACUUUUACAUAUCAUUUUUGUUCUAAUACAUAAAUCAUCAUUUGUGCAAUUGCAUAUAUGACAUUGCACACAUAUCUAAAUUGAGGACUUAUUAAUGAUAUAUCUCUAUCAUCCAACAUCAAUGGAUGGUUUACAUGCUUC